CUACGUCAUGGAAAGCCAGUCUUUUCAAUGCAAACUUCAACUCCUCCUCCUCCCUCUAAUGCCUGUAACUCACAGCCAAGGCUGGGCGAGGAAUACGGAGGAGAGAUUUUCCUCAUGCUCACGGUGCCUGGAGACUGGAAGGAAGAGUGUAAGGAAGGAGGAAGGAAAUUUGUGGCGCUUCUACCUACUACGAGACUGACAAGGGGAGGGGGCAUCUUCUCUUCGUGAUUAAGAACUGCAGUUUCAGUCCGAUCCCACGGAGCUCUGGUGAUUGCUUAUUUUUCAAAAAAAAUUGACCGCGGGAGAAAGAAGGCUCAGUCUUUGGCGGCCAGACCAAUCUAGGAGGUGGUAUUGGUGUAUGAGUGUGUGUGGUGGUGUUUUGUUUUUUUUUCUUUCUUUCUUUCUUUCUUUUUUCCUCCCCCCCCCCCUUUUUUCCCUUCUCUCCUAGGGGCUACACAAUGGCAGUCUUCUCUCGCUAAGAUGAAGCCGGUUUGCCUUCUGCAGAUCCGCCCAUCCUCAGUUCCAUUGAGUAAAAGGCUAUGAUUUUCUCUUUGGGGAUCUUUUGUGCAUUCCUGUUCUUCCUGAUUAGUUCUGGUCUCGGUUGGGAUUUCUUUGCUUUUUUUGGUUUGGCUUCAUGUGAAAAAGGAUUUUUUUCUCUCCAACCCUUUGGUCAUGAUCCAGUGGUGAUCAAGAGGGAAUAAAUCAUUCACCCUGGCCGAGAAAAAACAAUCGCUGAGAAGUCUCAAAGAGAUAUACCACGUGAGGGGAAAAAACUGGGAGAAGAUUCGGAAUAUUAACGUUUUUCCUAUGGUAAAACCGGUGCCCCUCUUCAGGAGAACUGAUUUCAAGUUAUUAUUAUGCAACCACAAGGGCCUCUUCUUUCUCAGGGUGUCUAAGCUGCUGGGUUGCUUUUCGCCCAAAUCAAUGUGGUUUCUUUGGAACAUUUUCAGCAAAGGAACGCAUAUGCUGCAGUGUCUUUGUGGCAAGAGUCUUAAGAAAAACAAGAACCCAACUGAUCCCCAGCUCAAGGGCAUAGUGACCAGGUUAUAUUGCAGGCAAGGCUACUACUUGCAGAUGCACCCCGAUGGAGCUCUCGAUGGAACCAAGGAUGACAGCACCAAUUCCACACUGUUCAACCUCAUCCCAGUGGGACUGCGUGUCGUUGCCAUCCAGGGAGUGAAGACAGGGUUGUACAUAGCCAUGAAUGGAGAAGGUUACCUCUACCCAUCAGAACUUUUUACCCCUGAAUGCAAGUUUAAAGAGUCUGUUUUUGAAAACUAUUAUGUAAUCUACUCAUCCAUGCUGUACAGGCAACAGGAAUCUGGCAGAGCCUGGUUUUUGGGAUUAAAUAAGGAAGGGCAAGUUAUGAAAGGGAACAGAGUAAAGAAAACCAAACCAGCAGCUCAUUUUCUACCCAAGCCAUUGGAAGUUGCCAUGUACCGAGAACCAUCUUUGCAUGAUGUUGGAGAAACGGUUCCAAAAGCUGGGGUGACGCCAAGCAAAAGUACAAGUGCAUCUGCAAUAAUGAAUGGAGGCAAACCAGUCAACAAGUGCAAGACCACAUAGCCAGAUCCUCAGGUGUCCUGACUCACUUGUCCAGAGCACAGUGGAGCGAUUUAUCCUUACUAGACAUUCCUGCUCCUGUGGUUGAAGAGCCCCAGCAAGCAAGCUGAUGCUUGUGCUAUGCUCUCUCAGACCUCCUUCGUUGCAAGUGGAUAAAUCUCAACCUGUGGUCCCCCCACACCAAGAAGACACCAGGACAAACCAGCUAAACUCAGACCAUGGAAUGCCCUACCAGAUAUGGAAUGCCUUUUUAAUAUCUUUUCUGUGACUGUGACACUUCAUGUGAAUGACAUACUUCACAAGUACACUCAAUACCUUGCCUGCUGACAGCUACCCAUAAUCCUUUUUGAGUCCUGUUUCAGCGAAAUCCAUGUGUUUAAGUUCAAUUUUGUAGCACACAAAUAAUAUUGAGUAAUUUCUAGUUAGAUGCUGUAAACCUGUGCUAUCAUGGAUUUCUAUUCUUCCCAUUUUUACAGGGCUGCUUGCUCCACUGUCUGUGACCUUUAGCAGGAUUGUGUUCCUCUGAAUCUUCAGUGUUGCAGUUGGUUUAGUUUAGAGACCAAUCAGGGAAUCAGGAAGCCUUCUAAACCUAUUAAUACAAAUUGUAUCUAUAAAGAUUAAGGUUGUCUUUGGCUCACAUUACCGAUUAAACACACAUAUAUGCUCUAUCCAGUAGGAGACACUAUGCUCCCAAGGUGGACAUGCCUGGGUGGAGCAAGGGUCAAACACAAUCCGUGGGAAGCUCUCUAUGAUAGGUGUUUGGCACCCCCUCUAAGUUUCUUUCUGUGUGUAUGUGUGUGUGUGUUUUAUACAUAUCACAAGCUUACUGGUGAUGGUAACAUUUGCCUUGCCCAGCGAGCAAGACCCACUUGGUUUUUGAGAAAGUGGGUCCAAAGAAUUUUGUAGGCCUUGUAGGCCUGAUUAAGGUUCAUUUUUUUCAUCUACUAAUCCUGGUUAUUGGGAAAAAGGAAAAAUAAAAAAAAAAACAAAUCAUCACAACCUAUAAGAAAUAUGCUACCUAAAUCCAUUUCCCACCCACUCCUUCCUGUUUUUAAUGAAGAUAACUCAAUGCUGCCCCUGAUUUGGGCUGCAUUCCAGUUAUCCUCAGUAGAGCAUGGGCAAGGCGGCUGUUGUGUUCUUUCUACAGCAGCAAUGCACACGUUAGUAUACAUUAGAGUUUAAUAUUUUUGGUGUUUAAUUAUAAGUUUUUAAACUGGACAUACUAAGGAAAAUUCCUUUUUUUCCAGCUUAGCAUCCUGGGUCUGGUACUGUGUGUCACCAGUGCACACCUCUAACUCAGCUCUGUGGGGUCCAACAGGCUGGGUUUGAGGUGACUUGCCAAGAUAUCAGAAUGUGGUCUGUUGAGUACCAUAGAUAAAACUAAAGGUAAACCAACACACUCAAGCAUUGGGGUUUGGGCCAUUAAUUGAUUUGAUUUUGUUUUCUUUUGCUUUUGUAAUUUCAUUUUGAAUUGAAUUUUGUUGAACUCUAAGAAAGGCUGUGAAUUGAUGGAGACACAGUUUGAAGACUCCAUACAAAAUACUCAAUAUCGGAUAUAAAGAGCUUCAAAAUGUUUAAUACUGAACUGUUUGAAAGUAUAUUUGUUAACUGUGUGUACACAAUAAAAUUCCAUGUUUUCUUCUCAGAAAAGCUCAUUGAGACCAAACUGAACCUCUUUUAUAGAAAACAAUCUAUGUGGGAUCAAUGUACUGGCCUCUUGUUAUUAUUUCCAUGUGGCAGAAUGACCUAGAUGCCAUUUGCCCCCAUCUGCACUGUGCUUACUGGGAAAUUAUUUUCUCAUUGAUUUCAUGAAUCUCCAUGACAGCCCUUGCUCAACAUAGAAAAAUUUUGGCCUGCUUAGCUGAUUAAAGAUUCAGUAUAAAUUUAACUGUUUAUGCUUAUUUCAUUUUCAUAUUGGAUUCAAUUUUAAUAAACAACCAUUAGCAUAAUGUUUGAGUAGAUUUAUUGUCAAUAAUGCUAAAUUGCAAAUACAAAAAAAAAUGACUCCUUUGACCACUAUUGAUUUGGUGUUAUGCAUAAUUAGACAAAACCCAUUAACUGAUUAUUUAGGGAAGACAUACAUACCAUAAUAUGUGGUAAAGUGUGAAUAACUUGUAAUUCCUAUUUAUUAGUUGGCCUUAUAGACACAGGUUAUACCCAUCCACAUGUACACACCCCCUAACCUAGCCUACCUUUCUGGUUUUGGUAAUCAACAUUACUUGAGAUUUCUGUUCUCAAGACCUGGCUAGUGCUUAAAAUUAAGGCAAGAUUUAUAUUUGUAAAUGAUUGAAAUUUAUGUUAUUGCUUCCCUCUGUUUUGUUUUCCAAGAGUUGUCAGUUGUCCAUGAGAGAAUGUAUUAUUGUAAGUUGAUAUCCAAGUGGCUUCUUCUAAUACAUGUUUAGAUAUAUCACAGAGGGGUCCUUGUUAUAUUCUUGAUUUAGUUAGGCCAUUUCCUUUGUGUCUGGUCUCACUUGUUGCAUGGGAAGAGGAAAGCAUCAAAUGAACUGCAUGUACUAGGACCCAUGUAUCCAGAAGCACUGGUAUGUAUUUUUUGAUUUAUAUACAGAGAGCUUGUCUGUAUUGUACAAUUUGUGUUUCUUACCAUUUGUUGUAUUUACAGAUACAACAUAUCAAAUAAAAUACUCAUAUGAAAGCAUAUGGAAACCAUCAAAUAACUUUAUGUAACAAAAUGGCAUUGUAUCACCCCAAAUAUAGAGAACUCUCUGUAAAUAAGAUGAUAAACUCAGUUUUCCCCUUUACCAUGCCAAAGAAAAUUUUAGCUCUCUGAUGAUACCUCUCUUGCUAAUUUUCUGGAAUAAGAUCAUCAUUCCUUCCCUCAGAAAUUAAGUUUGCUAUUAUUAAGUACAAUCUGUCAUCACUGAUGUUCUGUAUAGUAAAUCUGAUGGAACACAUUUGUAUUUAUAGACUGUGUGUUUUAUAUCUCCCUGUAUGUAUAUCCAUUGUAUCAUGUCUCUAGAAGACCCAUUCCUUCUGCAUGCAUAUCUGGUGGGGGAGAGAUAGUUCUACCACCUUGUUAUGGUAGCUGAUUGCUUUGCCUAUCCAUCAAUCGUGCUCAUUAAUAUUAGUCCUUUACAUAAUUCAAGUGACACAAUUUUUGUUUCCAAUAAGUUUACUUCCUGAAAUUUCUUAUUAUUUUCCCAGGAAAUAAUUAUGGAAGACACUCAAACAGUCUGUCCUGUGUGAAGAGUAAAAGGGAAUUGGGAACACUUUAUGUAUUUUGGAGAAUUUGAAAUCUUGUUUUAAGUGUUUGCUUGUCCUGGGUGCUUUGCGGGUGAGGACUAGCUUCAUAAACGAUCCCACGACUUUUGCUCUAGUCUUUCUAAUUAUUGACUUUCUAGCAAGUAAGCAGAAUGUAUCAUACAUAACCACUUAAUUAAUUAUUAAACUACUAAACCAUCUUUUUUUUUUUCUCCCUAGAGUGACCAAUAUCAGAUUUGGUACUUUAAGCAAAAACUAAAACAACAAAAAGUCCUUUGUUGCUCCUUAAAGUGAAUAUGUAUUAUUUUGUUAAAAAGUUCUUCCAAAUAUUUCAAGGAUAAUAGAUGUUUGAUAUCCCUCAAAGAAGGAAUGUGAGACUAGAGUAGUCAAGUUUCAAUUUAGAAUAAACUUAAAAUAGUGAGAAAUGACUUUGAUUUUAUUUUAGGAAACAGCUAUAUCAUAGGGAAACAAUUAGGCUAAAUGCCCAAUUAUUUUCUGAAGUAUAAACUUAGUCAAAUCCAGAAUGUAAAUUGUGUUGUUCUAAAAUAAAGGACAUAGGUAGUUAAGGGUUUGGCUUAAAAAGUGACACACAGUGCUAUGUGAGUAUCUAGAAUACUGUGUCAGUUUCAAAGUUGUGACAGUUGAGUUUGCAAAUUAAGACUGUGUUGUAUUUUUGUUUCCCUUUGUUUGUGGUUCUCAUUCAGUCUAAUUCUGAUAUCUCCUGGUGAGGUUGAGUUUGUACUUGAGCUGAUAGAGGUAAGUCAUUCCUUCCCUGGUGCUGCUGGAAUCCAAAUGAAUUCAGGAUUCCUUAAAGGCAGUAGGAACAAUGGUUCUCUUCAUAUCUUGAGGACUUUUGUUGACUUUUAUAACUCCCCUGGAGGGAUCUUCAAUCAUGGUUUGUUAAACAAGUAGGGUGAGGAUCAUCACCACUGGUGAACUUAAUGCCAACCUUUCAAUUAUCAUGGGUCCCAGUGUAAUUUUUGAAAGCCAGAAGCAAGCCAAAGAGAUUUGCUUAUUUUCUCCUAUUCAUUACAAAUUUGUCCUUGCUCAGCACUUUCAAUGAGGUAGUUUCUAUUUUGGAUUCAAAGUAUAGAAUCGUAUUUAGGUAGGGGAUAGAUUAUGUCUUUGCCUGUCACUAUUUUUUUUAUUUUUGUUUUUAAACAAAAGUGUGUGGAAUUUUCACACACAUAUUUAUAUACUGAUGUUGGCAUGACAAGAGCCAAACACAGGCAGACAGACAGAUAGACAGACAGACACACACACACACACACACACACACACACACACACACACACACACACACUAUAGUAAAUUGAUUAAAGCUUUUUUUAAAGUCUGUUUUCCAAGAAAAAAAAUCUGACUAGAGACAUACACUACAUUUUCUUUUCAUAAUCUGUAACAAGGCACUCCAGAACAUGGUAAACUACAACAUAUUUUCAUGUUGUCCAAAAUUUAAGACAUCACAUUUUGAUCUCCAUGGAAUAAUCAUUUCUCCAAUGUCAUAAAUCUAUUCUGAGAAAACUUAUAUACUAAGGAUAUUUCAACACUUUUUCUUGUAAAGAUAUAAGAAGAGCAACACAUUCUUUUGUAGUAGAUACUACUUAUAGAAAUGAUAAAAACUAAAGAGAGAAUCAUAGUAAUUAAAAAAGACACACCUGAGGUGAUAAAAGGGAACUGAAGGUUCCAGGGGAGAAAAGUCUGGCAAACUACCACACAGUUAUGAUUAAAGCCAGCCCACAACCUCUUUACAUAUGGCCUGAGAGCUCAGGAUGGAUUUUUAUUUAUUUAUUACAAUUUUAAAAUAUUAAACAAUUAAAGAAGAAAAUUCUACAGUAGUUUAUCUAAUACACAUUGUUCACACCUUUAUAUAGAAGGCCAAGUCCUGCAGUAGGGAAAUCUGAGGUCAUUGUACCAUGAUGGGAAGGUCACUGACUCUCAAUGUUUGGAUGUCACCAAACAUAUUAUCAGAACUGCUACUGAAUUAUUAUAAUUGCUUUGUUUCUGGCUUAAGAUGUAUAUAGAGAAGAGGAAAAUACAGAGAAGAGGAAAGAAAGCAAUCAUACCUUAACUCCUUAUAUUGCCCUCAUUUUAUAAAACUGAUGUUAAUUGUCAGCUCAGUAAUAGAACCUAUAUGGCUGGGUCCCCUAAUCUCAGGAUAGAGGCAACAAUUUUAUAAAUAGGUUAAAUUCUCAGAACCUUAUUGUUACUAUAAAACCAGCACCAGUGAAAUUGACUCUUCAAAUACUUUUCAGUAUUUAGUUUUUUUAAGUAAUACAGUGGAGGCAUGUUUUCUUUACUUUUGGUGACUUGACUGAUAAAGUCCAAGCCAUGACUUUAGAAUAUUUACAUUAUUAAUAUAAAAUUUGCAAGUAAAAGUUUCAUCUUAAAACAAUACAGAAAUGAUUUUGCUAUGUUAUUUUAGGAUUUUACAAAUAAUUUACAUUUAGGAAAAAGGUAUUUUUUUAGCUAUAAAUAAUGGUUGCUUCAACUAUGUGUAUAAGUAGAUCUAACUGUAUAUAUGCAAGGAAACCCCAAAUAUUGUACAUUUUCAUAAUUUAAUGUGAGUUUCAUAAACAGCAAAAUUUCACCAAGAAAAUAAACAUUUUGUUCCUA
This is a messenger RNA of Peromyscus californicus insignis, 7395 nucleotides long. RefSeq names its product fibroblast growth factor 14 (gene Fgf14). NCBI's taxonomy places the organism in Eukaryota, Metazoa, Chordata, Mammalia, Rodentia, Cricetidae. Gene Ontology annotation, cellular component: cytoplasm. Bases 808 to 1566 code for a protein of 252 amino acids. The transcript has 5 exons. Gene Ontology annotation, molecular function: fibroblast growth factor receptor binding; growth factor activity. The record is from RefSeq and is a predicted model, not a curated record. Gene Ontology annotation, biological process: regulation of cell migration; fibroblast growth factor receptor signaling pathway; positive regulation of gene expression.